AUGGCUUACCAAAGCGACCCAGGCGCCCCGCACAUGUGGGUUCACGUCCGAUUCAACACUACUCGCGAUAAAGAUAAGACGGACAGAGACCUUCUAGAGUAUAUCUGUGAUGAAGUACUCCAUGGAACCACAUGGGAAUCCUCUACCCAUGACAUUGAGAUUGACUGCAUGCUAAAGAUGAUUAGUGAUCCCAUCUUAUCUAUUGAAGUGCCUGGUCCCUUCCCUCAUGACAACUUCAUAGAUCGGCUUAUAACUUGCGACAAGAUGAUGGAGCAAUGGAGCGAGCAGUUAGAUAGGGGACUCGGACUUCCAUUUGAUCGACGGGAGCUUUUCAAAGCUCCUGGGAAGUGGAACCAUGCUGCAGUGGGUAUUGUUUGGAAUGAGAUCAAUCAGAAUUAUCAUCCUCAUAGCUUCUAUGGUAGGACUGUGAUCUUUAUGGACGCAGUUGGAGCUCUUCGGAAAGGUGAAGGGGAGUCAAGACGACGGCGACACUAA
Molecule: messenger RNA, 495 nt
Organism: Penicillium pulvis
Lineage: Eukaryota; Fungi; Ascomycota; Eurotiomycetes; Eurotiales; Aspergillaceae
Exons: 1
Coding region: 1-495 (164 amino acids)
Source: RefSeq, a predicted model, not a curated record